Labeo rohita (rohu) is the source of this 2372-nucleotide messenger RNA. It is a transcript of the gene sptlc1, whose product is annotated as serine palmitoyltransferase, long chain base subunit 1. Gene Ontology annotation, molecular function: serine C-palmitoyltransferase activity; pyridoxal phosphate binding. NCBI's taxonomy places the organism in Eukaryota, Metazoa, Chordata, Actinopteri, Cypriniformes, Cyprinidae. The transcript has 15 exons. The record is from RefSeq and is a predicted model, not a curated record. Bases 9 to 1427 code for a protein of 472 amino acids. Gene Ontology annotation, cellular component: endoplasmic reticulum. Gene Ontology annotation, biological process: ceramide biosynthetic process; sphingosine biosynthetic process.
CAGUCAAAAUGGCGUCGGGGCAACAGUGGGUGUUGGUGGAGAUGGUGCAAGCUUUUUACGAGGCACCAGCAUAUCAUUUGAUUUUAGAAGGUAUCCUCAUUUUAUGGAUUAUCAGACUGCUGUUUUCCAAAACAUAUAAACUUCAGGACAGAUCAGACCUCACAGAAAAGGAGAAAGAGGAGUUGAUUGAAGAGUGGCAGCCCGAGCCGCUGGUUCCCCCCAUAUCAAAAGACCAUCCUUCCCUUAAUUAUGAUGUGGUCACAGGGCCUCCAAGCCACAAAAUCAUUGUAAAUGGAAAAGAGUGCAUUAACUUUGCCUCAUUUAACUUCCUGGGUCUGCUUGACAACGAGCGUGUAAAGUCGAAGGCUUUGUCGUCACUAAAAAAAUACGGUGUGGGAACGUGUGGACCAAGAGGCUUCUACGGGACCUUCGAUGUUCAUCUGGAGUUGGAAGAACGACUGGCAAAGUUCAUGAGAACAGAGGAGGCCAUCAUCUACUCGUACGGCUUCGCCACCAUCGCCAGCGCCAUUCCAGCGUACUCCAAGAGAGGAGACAUCAUCUUUGUCGACGAGGCAGCGUGUUUCUCCAUUCAGAAAGGCCUGCAGGCUUCACGCAGCUUCAUCAAAUACUUUAAACACAAUGAUAUGGAGGAUCUAGAGCGGCUGUUGAAGGAGCAAGAGAUUGAAGAUCAGAAGAAUCCACGUAAGGCGAGAGUAAUCAGGCGGUUCAUUGUGGUUGAGGGACUCUAUAUCAACACUGCAGAUAUCUGUCCACUACCUGAACUGUUGAAACUGAAGUACAAAUAUAAAGUGCGCAUCUUUCUGGAGGAGAGCAUGUCUUUUGGAGUGCUUGGAGAACACGGAAGAGGAGUCACAGAGCAUUUUGGGGUCAACAUUGAUGAUAUUGACCUCAUCAGUGCCAACAUGGAGAACGCGGUGGCGUCCAUCGGAGGUUUCUGCUGUGGACGAUCAUUCGUUAUUGAUCAUCAGCGUCUGUCAGGUCAGGGUUACUGUUUCUCAGCGUCUCUUCCACCCAUGCUGGCCGCUGCUGCUAUUGAAGCCCUCAACAUCAUGGAGGAAGAUCCAGGCAUUUUCAGGGUCUUACAGGACAAGUGCAAACACGUCCACAAAGCACUACAAGGGACUCCAGGGCUGAAGGUGGUCGGAGAGCCUUUUGCUCCUGCCCUCCAUCUGCAGCUGGAAAACAGCACAGGAUCCAGAACAAAUGACCUGAAGCUUCUCCGAGCGAUUGUCGAUUACAGUUUGGACAGACAGAUCGCACUCACUUUGGCUCGAUACCUGGAAAAAGAAGAGCGUUUUCUUCCACCACCAAGCAUCAGAGUAGUUGUGACUGUUGAACAGACGCAGGAGGAAAUCGAGAAAGCGGCGCAGUGCAUUCAAGAAGCAGCUUUGAAGAUCCUAAAAUGAGGACUGAUCAUCUUCAACACAUAAAGCUUUAAUGUGUCAUUGACGUGAAAGUGAGAGCCAUCCUACCUGAUGGUUCUGUGACCUUUGACCCUGAAGACUUAAUCUGUGCCCACAAAAGGACGAAUACACUGAUUGAACCUGUUUGUAUUAUAUUUAUGUUUUCCAUACCUGGUGUACAGAAUGUUGAUUAUUUUAGUCUUCAUUUCACAUUGAAAUAAAUGCAGCGCUGGUUCUUCACGCUGUUUGCAGUUGGUGUGCACCAUCAAACCUAUUUAUGUUUGUUCAACACCUUGAAUAAUGGGAGAUCUUGACUAAUCAACAAUAAAUAUGCCAUAAAUACAGAAUAAUUAUUUUAUAUAUAAAAUCAUUUUUUAUAUACACUAAUAUUUACAUUACUUUGUUACCUUUGACCAAAGAGAGCUUCUGUACCACACAUUCUUUGUUGUUCCGUUCAUUCUGAAUGAUGCGGUUAUUCUUAUUUCGACUCUUUUGGUAACUCAAUGCAUUGUGAGUGUACUGGGUCAAGAGCAUAUGCUUGCACAUACUUGGCAGAGAUAUCAAAUAUGAUCUGGUUUAGAUUCUGUGAUUGUCAUUGUAUCAAAACAUAACUUUGUUUUCAAACAAAUUUCAAGAAUAAAACACACUUCAGUCUUUAAAUAGCACUGUUUCAUUGUUUUUAUAGUCUUUUUAAUCUCCAAGAAGGAUUUGCCUACCGAAUCAUAUUUGAAACCUGUUGCACACUACAUGUCUUCUGUUGUCAAAGGACUCUUAGUCAACCUUCGGCUUAUGGUUCACAUCUUUUUGCUGUAAAAACUGAAUUCGAUGAAGUAAAUAUGAAAGUAUUUUUUAUGUUGUGUUGUUCAAAAUAUUUCAAGAUUGAAGGAUUGAAGCAACUUAAUUAUUCAUAUUUUUUUUUCUCCAUUGUAAUGCAUUAUAUGUUUUGAA